CUGAGAGCGCGGCGGAGGCCGCUCCUCCACCCCGGGGGCACUUGGAGGACUCCGGACUCCCCCGCAGGUCAGCGCCCGGCGCAUCUGGUGUUUUUGCUGCUGAGGAUAGGACGACGGGCACGGUCGGGAGCUCUGCCGCCCGGAUUCCUGCUUCCCUCAGGCCUGGAGGCCGCUGCGUAUUCCACUGUGACCUGGAACCCAGGGACCCGAGUCCCGACCCGGAUUAUCGUGGCGUGUCUCCCGGCCGGCCCUGGUGCUCGGUGUCCCUCCGUAGCCGCUGCUGUUCCCGUUUCCGGAGCGGGAGAUGGCCAGGAUCUGACCCGGGGAGAGGCCGCACCCGCGCCGCGCUCUGCGGCGAGCUCUAGGCGAUGCCGAGCAGCUCGGACACGGCGCUGGGGGGAGGCGGGGGCCUGAGCUGGGCGGAGAAGAAGUUGGAGGAACGCCGCAAGCGGAGGCGAUUCCUGUCCCCUCAGCAGCCGCCGCUGCUGUUGCCGCUCCUGCAGCCGCAGCUCCUGCAACCGCCGCCGCCCCCGCCGCCUCUGCUCUUCCUGGCUGCUCCCGGCACGGCCGCCGCCGCCGCAGCCGCCGCCGCCGCGGCCUCCUCCUCUUGCUUCAGCCCGGGCCCCCCUCUGGAGGUCAAGCGGCUGGCGAGAGGCAAGAGGCGCCCAGGAGGGCGGCAGAAGCGGCGCCGCGGGCCCCGCGCCGGGCAGGAGGCGGAGAAGCGUCGGGUCUUCUCGCUGCCCCAGCCGCAGCAGGACGGCGGUGGCGGUGCCAGUAGCGGCGGGGGUGUGACGCCGCUGGUGGAAUACGAGGAUGUGAGCUCCCAGUCCGAGCAGGGGCUGCUGCUGGGGGGCGCCAGCGCGGCAACGGCGGCGACGGCUGCCGGGGGGACGGGGGGCAGCGGCGGGAGUCCGGCCUCCUCCUCCGGCACCCAGCGGCGCGGGGAGGGGUCGGGGCGCAGGCCCCGCCGGGACCGCCGCCGCAGCAGCGGCCGCAGCAAGGAGCGCCACCGCGAGCACCGGCGGCGGGACGGGCAGCGCGGCGGCAGCGAGGCCUCCAAGUCCCGCAGCCGCCACAGCCACAGCGGCGAGGAGCGGGCCGAGGCAGCCAAGAGCGGCAGCAGCAGCAGCAGCGGCGGCCGCCGGAAAAGCGCCUCGGCCACGUCCAGCAGCAGUAGCAGCCGCAAGGACCGAGACCUGAAGGCUCACCGGAGCCGGACUAAAUCGUCCAAGGAGCCGCCUUCGGCCUACAAAGAGCCGCCCAAGGCCUACCGGGAGGACAAGACCGAGCCCAAGGCCUACAGGCGACGGCAGCGGUCCCUGAGCCCCCUAGGAGGCCGGGACGACAGCCCGGUGUCCCACAGGGCCUCGCAGAGCCUGAGAAGCCGCAAGUCCCCCAGCCCGGCAGGAGGUGGCAGCAGCCCUUAUUCUCGGCGGCUGCCGCGCUCUCCGAGCCCCUACAGCCGCCGGCGCUCCCCCAGCUACAGCCGCCACAGCUCGUAUGAGCGGGGCGGCGACGUGUCUCCUAGUCCCUACAGCAGCAGCAGCUGGCGCCGCUCCCGGAGCCCUUACAGCCCUGUGAUCAGACGAUCUGCUAAAUCCCGAAGCAGAAGCCCAUAUUCAUCUAGGCAUUCAAGAUCACGUAGCAGGCACAGAUUGUCUAGAUCCAGAAGUCGUCAUUCUAGCAUUUCUCCUAGCACACUAACUCUGAAGAGUAGCCUGGCAGCUGAAUUGAACAAGAAUAAAAAAGCCCGGGCUGCAGAGGCAGCACGAGCUGCAGAAGCAGCGAAAGCUGCAGAAGCGGCUAAGGCUGCUGAGGCUGCCGCCAAAGCUGCCAAAGCCUCGAACACUUCAACACCAACCAAGGGGCACACAGAAGCUGGUGCCAGUGCCUCACAGACCAACCAUGUGAAGGAUGCGAAGAAACUGAAGGUCGAGUGUGCACCUUCUCCCUCCAGUGGUGGAGCUGUAAAAAACGACAAGGCAAAAACAAAGCCACCUCUUCCUGUAACAAAGGUGGACAAUAAUUUAAUUGUAGAUAAAGCCGUCAAGAAAGCAACUGUAGUUGGGAAGGAGAGUAAAUCUACUGCUGCUACAAAGGAGGAACCAGCAUCUCUUAAAGAGAAAAGUAAACCACUGACACCGAGCAUAGGCACCAAGGAGAAGGAGCAGCAUGUGGCUCUAGUGACCUCUACGUUACCCCCUUUACCUUUGCCUCCCAUGCUGCCCGAAGAUAAAGAUGCUGAUAAUAGUUUACGAGGAAAUAUUUCAGUAAAAGCAGUUAAAAAAGAAGUAGAAAAGAAACUCCGAUGUCUACUUGCUGAUUUACCACUGCCCCCUGAGCUACCAGGAGGAGAUGAUCUGUCCAAGAGUCCCGAGGAAAAGAAAACGGCAACACAGUUACAUAGUAAAAGGAGGCCUAAAAUAUGUGGGCCUCGCUAUGGUGAAAUCAAAGAGAAAGAUAUUGACUGGGGAAAACGCUGCGUGGAUAAAUUUGAUAUCAUCGGAAUUAUUGGAGAAGGUACCUAUGGACAAGUUUACAAAGCCAGGGAUAAAGACACUGGAGAAAUGGUAGCCUUAAAAAAAGUACGUCUAGAUAAUGAAAAGGAAGGCUUUCCGAUUACAGCAAUUCGAGAAAUUAAAAUACUCCGGCAGCUUACUCACCAGAGUAUUAUCAAUAUGAAGGAGAUAGUUACUGAUAAAGAAGAUGCUUUGGAUUUUAAGAAGGAUAAAGGUGCAUUUUAUCUGGUAUUUGAAUAUAUGGACCAUGAUCUGAUGGGACUACUGGAAUCAGGCUUGGUUCAUUUUAAUGAAAAUCACAUAAAGUCAUUUAUGAGACAGCUCAUGGAAGGUCUGGAUUACUGUCAUAAGAAGAACUUUUUGCAUAGAGAUAUUAAAUGUUCAAAUAUUCUUCUAAACAAUAGAGGGCAGAUAAAACUUGCAGAUUUUGGACUUGCUCGGUUAUAUAGCUCAGAAGAAAGUCGGCCAUAUACUAACAAGGUCAUCACUUUAUGGUACCGUCCACCUGAAUUGCUGUUGGGAGAAGAACGAUAUACACCAGCUAUUGAUGUAUGGAGCUGUGGAUGUAUCCUUGGUGAACUCUUCACUAAAAAACCUAUAUUUCAAGCAAAUCAGGAACUUGCACAACUGGAAUUAAUAAGCCGUAUAUGUGGGAGUCCAUGUCCUGCAGUGUGGCCCGAUGUAAUCAAACUACCAUAUUUCAACACCAUGAAACCAAAGAAGCAAUAUCGUCGAAAGUUAAGAGAAGAAUUUGUUUUCAUUCCUGCAGCCGCGCUAGACUUGUUUGACUACAUGCUCGCCUUGGACCCCAGUAAGCGCUGCACUGCAGAACAGGCCCUUCAGUGUGAGUUCCUGCGGGACGUGGAACCCUCAAAAAUGCCUCCCCCAGAGAGGUUUUUACACGCUGAGGCAAUGCACCAUAGUAAGAUGGCUGAGAGUCUUCCUUUAUGGCAAGAUUGUCAUGAGUUAUGGAGUAAAAAACGAAGAAGACAGAAGCAGAUGGGCAUGACUGAUGAUGUUUCCACAAUUAAAGCCCCCAGAAAGGACUUGUCUCUGGGCUUGGAUGACAGCAGAACCAACACACCCCAGGGUGUGCUGCCGACUUCACAACUGAAAUCUCAGGGCAACUCGAAUAUGGCAUCUGUAAAAACAGGCCCUGGACAGCAGUUAAACCACAGUGAAUUGGCAAUUCUACUAAACCUACUACAGUCUAAAACAAGUGUUAAUAUGGCUGAUUUUGUCCAAGUGUUGAACAUUAAGGUAAACUCUGAGGCUCAACAGCAGCUAAAUAAAAUAAACCUUCCUGCUGGAAUUUUGGCAACAGGUGAAAAACAGACAGAUCCAUCCACACCACAAGAGUCUUCGAAACCGCUGGGAGGAAUUCAGCCUUCUUCUCAGAGCGUGCCGCCUAAAGUGGAGACAGACGCUGCCCAGGCGGCUGUACAAAGCGCCUUUGCAGUUCUGCUGACUCAGAUAAUAAAGGCUCAGCAGUCAAAGCAGAAGGAUGUGCCGCUGGAAGAGAGGGAAAAUGGGUCGGGACAUGAAGCAGCAUUACAGCUGCGGCCGCCUCCGGAACCCAGCACGCCGGUAUCGGGGCAAGAUGAGCUUAUCCAGCACCAGGACAGGAGGAUACUGGAGCUCACACCAGAGCCAGACCGGCCUCGUAUUCUGCCCCCCGAUCAGAGACCUCCCGAACCACCUGAGCCACCACCAGUCACCGAAGAAGACCUGGAUUAUCGGACAGAAAACCAGCAUGUCCCCACCACUAGUUCUUCACUAGCAGACCCUCAUGCUGGAGUGAAAGCAGCCCUCCUCCAGCUGCUCGCCCAGCAUCAGCCCCAGGACGAUCCCAAAAGAGAAGGGGGUAUUGAUUACCAGGCAGGAGACACUUACGUGCCCACCUCAGACUACAAGGACAAUUUCGGAUCCUCUUUCUCUUCUGCUCCGUAUGUUAGCAGCGAUGGGCUAGGGGGUAGCUCUGCCCCCCCAUUGGAACGACGGAGCUUCAUUGGAAACUCAGAUAUUCAGUCUUUGGAUAACUACAGUACUACUUCAUCUCAUUCUGGCGGCCCACCUCAGCCUUCUGCCUUUGCCGAGUCGUUUCCCAGUUCCGUAGCUGGGUAUGGAGACAUUUACCUCAAUCCCGGUCCUAUGUUGUUCAGUGGAGACAAGGACCAUAGAUUCGAGUACAGCCACGGCCCCAUCGCGGUCCUGGCAAACAGCAGUGACCCUUCCACAGGGCCCGAGAGUACUCACCCUUUGCCAGCCAAGAUGCACAACUAUAGCUACGGCGGCAACUUACAGGAAAACCCGGGUGGCCCCAGCCUCCUGCAUGGACAGACCUGGACUUCUCCUGCCCAAGGGCCCGGGUAUUCACAAGGAUUUAGGGGACACAUUAGCACGUCAGCUGGCAGAGGUCGCGGCAGAGGGCUACCGUACUGAGUAUCUGUUUUUCCUCAGGCACAUCAUUUUUAUCUGGAAAGACUUUUCUAGCUGCAAUUUAAGGCAGCAAUCCAAGAGACUUGAAUAAUAUUAAUUCAACAACAGCUUUAUUUUUAUGUGGAAAGGGUCUUGCAUACAAUAGUUUAAAAAAAGACCAAAAAAAAAAAAACCUUUGCUUAAAUUCAUGCUGUUCUAAAAACUAGAUCUAUCGAUUGUACAUCUUCACAAAUUCUAGUUAACAAUUUUAUUUUGUAUUCUUGCAGUUUUAAGUGGAUGCUAAUCUUAGGGACAUAAAAGUCUUUUAUGGCCCUCUUGCAGAUCUUCUGAACUAUGCACAUUUGUGCUUUUUUUGUAAGUUUGGACCAACUUUUAUGUAACAACCAACCAACCCCCCCUUCCCCUUCAGUUUUACAACAAUCAGAAAGGGCACUGAUUUAUUUGGUAUUUUUCUUUUUACAAAGCUACCUUUAGUCAAAGGUCACUGUCAGUCUUUGCACCUGCUUUCAGUGUUAUUGUGAAAGGUGUACUUUGUGCUCAUUUCAGAAAAUAAAACACAACCUUUCUCUUGAUGCAACA
Molecule: messenger RNA, 5537 nt
Organism: Rhinolophus ferrumequinum (greater horseshoe bat)
Lineage: Eukaryota; Metazoa; Chordata; Mammalia; Chiroptera; Rhinolophidae
Gene: CDK13
Product: cyclin dependent kinase 13
Exons: 15
Coding region: 369-4961 (1530 amino acids)
Biological process (GO): transcription elongation by RNA polymerase II; positive regulation of transcription elongation by RNA polymerase II; protein phosphorylation
Cellular component (GO): nucleus; cyclin/CDK positive transcription elongation factor complex
Molecular function (GO): cyclin-dependent protein serine/threonine kinase activity; ATP binding; RNA polymerase II CTD heptapeptide repeat kinase activity
Source: RefSeq, a predicted model, not a curated record